Messenger RNA from Coffea eugenioides, 1782 nucleotides. RefSeq lists its product as uncharacterized. Bases 1 to 1782 code for a protein of 593 amino acids. Gene Ontology annotation, biological process: DNA integration. NCBI's taxonomy places the organism in Eukaryota, Viridiplantae, Streptophyta, Magnoliopsida, Gentianales, Rubiaceae. The transcript is spliced from 3 exons. Gene Ontology annotation, molecular function: nucleic acid binding; RNA-DNA hybrid ribonuclease activity. The record is from RefSeq and is a predicted model, not a curated record.
AUGAAGAAGCGCGAGAGUGCUACUUAUGAACUUUACCCCUGGCACAAAGAAGUGUCACAAGAUUCCCAAGGUCUUCAAAAUAUCAGUAUGCAUGAGAUUAGGUGGGCUAAAGCAGCAAAUCGACUUGUUGACAAGGUCGAAGAUGAUGUGAUAACAUCAGGAAGCAUUAAAGAUCAGCUUCUGUUGAAAGUCAUGGAUGAUUUCACAGCAAGAGCAAGAAAGCUUGAAGAUGAAUUUUUGCAGUUGGACAAGAGAGUAUCAGUUUUGGACUUGGUCAUGGAAUGUCAAAAUCUAGAGAAGUUUUCAGUGAUCAAUCGUUUUGCUAAAUUCCAUGAUCAAAGGCAGGAGAAGCUCUACCUCUACCUCUCCGCAGCCGACGAGGCUGUCAGCGCUGUUCUUAUCCGGGAUGAGGGCACCCAAGUGCCAGUCUACUACGUCAGCCGAGCUCUCCGCGGGCCGGAGACUCGAUACACUCAAGUGGAAAAACUGGUGCUGGGGCUAGUCCACGUAGCUCGGCGAUUGAAGCCCUACUUCCUUGCUCAUCCCAUCUCCGUCAGGACCGACCAGCCCAUUCGGCAAAUAUUGGUGCGACCCGAGGCUUCCGGUCGCCUUACCAAGUGGGCUGUCGAGUUGGGAGAAUAUGACCUGUCAUAUGAGCUCCGCACCGCCAUAAAAGCUCAAGCCCUAGCUGAUUUCCUGGCCGAGUUGACCUUCACGGAAGGUCCAGAGUCCACCUCCGCCAGUGUCGAGGUGUCCACCCCUUCCCCGUGGACGCUGUACGUAGACGGGUCCUCUAAUGGGGAUGGCAGCGGAGCUGGACUGCUCCUGGAAAGACCUCAGGGAGAAGUGUGCUCUUACGCCCUCCGCUUUGGCUUCCCAGCCACCAAUAAUGAAGCCGAGUACGAGGCCUUAAUUGCUGGACUCCAGCUGGCCCGCAGGCUCGGCGCCCAGCAAAUUCACGUCCGCAGUGACUCCCAACUCGUUGUACGCCAAGUUCUUGGUGAAUACGAGGCCAAGGAUGAGACCAUGCAACGGUACCUCUCCAAAGUUCACCAACUCACCGCGUACUUCGAGUCUUUCGAAAUCCAAAGAAUACCCCGGUCCCAGAAUAAGCGAGCCGACGCUUUAUCCCGGCUGGCUUCCACAUCAUUCUCUGACCUCAACAAAACAGUCUUAGUGGAAGUCCUAAGUGAACCAGGAUACGUGGAAGAGGUGGCCUGCCCCGUGCACUCUGAAGAAACCUGGAUGACCCCGUUCAUCCUUUUCUUGGGUCAAGGAGCCCUCCCCGAAGACCGAGCCGAGGCGAGAAAAAUACAACGCAAGGCGGCUCGGUACGCUCUCCGCGAUGGAGAGCUGUACAAACGCUCCUACCUCGGCCCAUGGCUGAGGUGUGUCACUCCCGAGACAGGACGCCACGUCCUCCACGAGAUCCACGAAGGCUUGUGUGGAGCUCAUGUCGGCCACAGAAUGCUAGCCAAGAAGGCUUUGCUUCUUGGAUAUUUCUGGCCCUCAGUUCGGCAAGACGCCCAGGACCUCGUUCUCGGCUGCCCUUCCUGCCAAGUCCACGCACCCGAGAAUCACCAGCCCGCAAACUUCAUGGUUCCCAUCACUUCACCUUGGCCGUUUGAGCAAUGGGGGACAGACAUCAUAGGUCCUUUCCCCAGAGCCGUCGGGGGUUAUACCUUCCUGGUAACCGCUGUGGAUUACUUCACCAAGUGGGUUGAGGCCGAGCCUCUGAGGACCAUCACCGGGCUGGCAAUUCAAAAAUUCUUUUGGAAAUGA